Molecule: messenger RNA, 2517 nt
Organism: Plasmodium inui San Antonio 1
Lineage: Eukaryota; Apicomplexa; Aconoidasida; Haemosporida; Plasmodiidae
Exons: 3
Coding region: 1-2517 (838 amino acids)
Source: RefSeq, a predicted model, not a curated record
AUGAAAACUGAUAAGUUCGCUCUUUUAACCCCGAAGAAAUUUCCACACCUCUAUUUCCGGUCAAAUUUUAAUAUGCACAAAUUUGGACAAUAUUUCCAAAUGAGUCGAAUUAAUAUUUUGGUGGUGUUUUCUUUGAAGGAACACCAUCACGUUGCUGUAGCAGUAGGGGAGGCUACACGCACUGAAUAUGCCAAAAAGGCAGACCCGUAUGACACGACAUUUUUAACCGUCAGAGCACAGAAUGAGAAAAUGAAAGCUCCUCCUGAAAUUGAUUUGUUGCCCCCAAAGAGCGGCAUUGAACAAGGGAACCAUCCACCCUGUUUGAAAAAAAAAAACAGCAAAAUAAUUUCGUAUUUGAAAAAUGAAUCACAAAUUAAUGUACUCUUAUCAGAACUUAAAGAAAGGAAUGGAGUAAAUUUUUUAAAAAAUAAUCAAUGUGGGAAGUUCUCUCUUAAUCAGGACAAAAAAAAAGAACAAGUCACCCUUUGCAACCACCUGUCUGAUUUGUCCUACCCCCAACCAAGUGAAAAAGGCAUAAAUGAAAAAAAAGGUGAAAUAUACAUGCAUAGGAAGUGCACAAAUCAACGUGACAACACAUCUAUGGCAUCACCACCAGGAAAAAAAAAAAGAACAGAGAAAUGUACCCUCCUGCACAGAUUAGGAACACUUACUCUUGGGGAAGCAACAGAAAAAGUGGAAGCACAUGUUAACAGCCACGCAGAAGUAAAAAAGAAUGGCACUCUUCCCGUGGGGAAAAAAAUAAUUACACAUGAAUAUCAAAUUUGCAAAAUGAGAGCCAAAAAAUAUAGCACCUUGAAAUACAACAUAUUUGUUAAAGGACUCAAAAAUGUAGACAACGAGACAGAGGGAAGGAACACUUCUUUCCCAAGGGAUGAACCCAUUAUGAUCAGUAACAACGUGAAUAGCAAAAAAAGUCAACAUGUAGAAAGCAAUGCAAAGUUCAACUGUGACGAUUUGCUGCAAAUAUACGAACAUAGAUACCUUCGCCAUAUUUUUAAAAACAGCAAAAAUGUACCUUCUCAUAAGGGAAUAAAGACGAUAAAUAAUGCAGCUUACGUGCAAGGCCAAAAUCCGUGUAACUCAGGAGAGCACCAAUUAAGCAACGGCACAAAGGACAAUAACCUGGACAAAUCAGAAGCUGGAAUUAACCAUUUUCAUAGUAGGAAUGGUAUACACAAUCGUAGUGACGGAAAAUAUCCAAAGAAUACCGUUUUGAAGAGCAACUUAAAUGAAGAACUCUCCACUCCAGAGGAUUUCACACAUUCUCGUUACAGUUCGUGUGAUGCCAACGGGGUUAAUAAGUGUAAUGUAAAAAGUAACACCGCGGAUGAUGCUGUCAGCCAGGUCGGCGGCGCCCUCGUCAAAGGUGACAAUGUGACUACGUUGACUGAACAAAAUAGGCACUUUUAUUCUAGACAGAUAAAAGACCCCCAUGGGAACGACAACUUGGGGGGCGAAAAGAUACCAAAUGAUGGUAAGUCCGACUCUAGAGAAAUGGGGAACAGUUGGGGGCACAACAAGGAAAACGAAAAUAAAAAUAAUCCGAACUAUUCGAAAGUUCGCAAACAUAGUUAUACAGACGCGUCUCAAAUUGAGCUUCUUCAAAAUGGGAUACACAAAAAAAUCGAAACGUUAGGUAGUGUCAAAUGUGCAAGGGAAGAAUCCCUAGUGACACCCCUAACCCGAAACGAACCUGAACAGAGUGGAAACUCCUGGGAAGAAGAAGACAAUACAAAAGGCCUCCUACCGAACAGAAUGCAAGCAAAAAAGAAACCGGGGGAGAGAAUCCCAAACGGCCCCAACGCAACGGAAAAGCUCAUUAAAAAUAUGCUAAUUAAGGAAUUAAAAAAUGAAAUAUAUUAUAGCAUUAUCAAAAUGGAAGAAGAUGAAGAAGAUGAAGAACAUAAAGAAGAUGAAGAAAAUAAAGAAGAUGAAGGCCUAAUUGUUAGUAACAUACCAGUUGACUGGACAAAGCUCGACAUUACCUGGUUUUUUAGAGAAUAUUUUUACAAGCUAGCCAUUGACAGGAAGAUCGAGUUCCCGCUAAUCGAACAGGUGUAUUUGAUAAAAAACGAGCCGUCCGCUAUUUUGGCGUGUCACGACUCCGUGUCGAGGGAGACAAUUCAGAACUUAUCCAACUGCACGCUCAGGAGUGUUAAGGAUAAAAAGAAAAUUAUGCUGAACAUACAGCCGUAUUACAAGGAGGAGGAGGUGACAGAUAGGGAGAAAGGAAAAGAGAAGAACAGGGAGGGAAAAACGGAAAUCCGCAGAGAAGAAUACAGGGAAAACAAUAGAGAGGGAAAGGAAGACAAGAAUGACGACGCUAGGGGAGAGGAAAAAGCAAAUGGAAAGCACACCCACGGAGAGAAAGAAGGCACUGAACAAGGGAGACGCAACGGUGAAAAGGAAAUGCCGAGCGACGAUGAAGGUAAAAAAAUAAACAGGAUGAGAAUGCGCUCCGCGACCCCGCCAAGAAGUAAGAGAAAAAAAGAGUGA